Messenger RNA from Elgaria multicarinata webbii, 5351 nucleotides. RefSeq names its product periplakin (gene PPL). Gene Ontology annotation, biological process: wound healing; intermediate filament cytoskeleton organization. Gene Ontology annotation, molecular function: cadherin binding; structural molecule activity. The transcript is spliced from 22 exons. The record is from RefSeq and is a predicted model, not a curated record. The coding region runs from base 50 to 5320 and encodes 1756 amino acids. Gene Ontology annotation, cellular component: cytoskeleton; membrane; intermediate filament. NCBI's taxonomy places the organism in Eukaryota, Metazoa, Chordata, Lepidosauria, Squamata, Anguidae.
CACUGCAAGCAGAUUUCAUCCGCGGCUGCUGGGUCCAGGGGUCAUCGUGAUGCAUUCGCUGUUCAAGAAAAGAAACAAAGGGAAAUACAGCCCAACAGUUCAGAAGAAGAGCAUUUCCAGUAAGGAAUUGUCAGAACUGAUUGAGAAGUUACAGAAAAAUGCCGACCAGGUGGAGAAGAACAUUGUGGAAGCAGACUCGAAGAUGCAAAACGACCUACACAAGCUGAAGGCCGGCCAACCUGCUCAGUUCCAGGACCACACAGCGGAUAAGCUGAUAGAAUCCGAUAAACUCCUUUACGUCUUGGAUGGGGACGCGGCUAUCGCUCGCCACAUGAAACACCCCCAAGGGGACAUGAUCACGGAAGACAUCCGGCAACUGAAAGAGAGAGUAGGGAACCUGCGUGUGAAACAUGACCAGAUCUACAACUUCACCCCACAAGAAAUUGAACCACAAGUCAACUGGUUGACAGUGAUGGAAGAGAAACAGGAAAUACUGAACAGCAAGGGCUUUGGAACGGACUUGCCAUCAGUCAACGGUCAGGUGGAAGAGCACAACAUCUUCCACAAUGAGGUGAUGGCCAUCGGGCCGCACAUCAGCAAGGAAGGCGACAAGGAAUAUAUGAGUGGGCUCCAGGUGAAAUACCAGAAACUGCUGUCAGGAUCCCAACAGAGGCAGCAGGAUCUGAACUCGCUGCAGGAUUACAUGCAGCGUUGCACCAACAAGCUAUACUGGCUGGAUCAGCAAGCUAAGGACAGGAUGCAGUAUGACUGGAGUGACCGUAACCUUGACUAUCCUAGCAGACGGCGCCAGUAUGAGAAUUUCAUCAAUCGGAAGUUGGAAGAGAAAGAGGCAGCCAUCAACAAACUGCACGAAGAUGGGAACAAGCUAUUGGCUGAAAGCCAUCCUGGGAAGAUCCCCAUCGAGGCUCACAUUGAGGCAGUCCAUGCCGACUGGAAGGAGUAUCUCAACCUGCUCAUCUGUGAGGAGAGCCAUCUCAAGUUCAUGGAGGACUAUCACCAGUUCCAAAAAGAUGCUAAGGAUGCCCAGGACCUCCUCAGAAAAGUGGACACAGACCUCGACCAGAAAUAUAGCCCGGAUUUCAAGGAUCGAUACCAAAUCGAGUCAUUGCUGCGGGAACUAGAGGACCAGGAGAAGGCCUUGGACAAGUACGACGACGUGGUGACAUCCCUGCAGAAGCGCAGUCAGCAGGUGCUCCCUCUGAAGUACCGCCGGGAGACCCCCUUGAAGCCCAUCCCAGUGGAGGCUCUCUGCGACUAUGAAAACGAGCAGUGCCAGAUAUUUCGUGGGGCCAGAUACACGCUGCACAAGAACAGCGGUGACGUCUGGGAGGUCACCGAUAGCACAGGAAAUGUGAUCAACGCUCCGGGCGUCUGCUUUAUGAUCCCCCCUACAGAUCCUGAUUCCUUAACCCACGCUGACAACAUUGCUGGUCAGUAUCAGAGCGUGAAACAGAAGACAGCCGGCACAAAGAACCUCCUGCAACAGCGUUACGAUGGGCUGAAGGCAGACAGCAUUGGAGAUGCAGCAUCUGUACAGGGGCGACACCUGUUGGCCGGGCUGGAGAAAGUGAACAGCGAGUUAGAGAAGCAGGAGAAGGCCAUCACGGCCAACCUGCGGCCCCCGCUAGAGCAAAGUCGAGCGGUCCAAGAUAGUGCGGAGCGGUCCAAGGACCUUAAGAACAUCACCAAUGAGAUCCACCGCAUCGAGCCGGAGAAAGCCCGCAAGGUCCAGGAAUGCGAAGCCUUCCUCGAGUCGCUGCCCGACGCCGGCAGCGCCACUUUGGUGAAGAACAAGGCGGAAGAAACCCACAACAAGUACAACCACGUGGUUCAGCUGCUCAACGCCGCCCAGGACAAAGUGGAUGUCGCCAAUCGCCUGGAGGAGAGACUGCAGCAAGGGAGAGACCUGCUUUCUGGCUAUGAGAACAAAUUAGCCAUUGAGGACACGAUUCCAGAGGACAUCCGCGCCCUGGAGCGCAAGAGAGAAGAGUUGCUGGCGCUGGGUUCCGAGCUCCAGGCCCACCGGCCCUUGCUGAAUGAGGCGGAGCAGGACUUGCAGACGGCCAAGAAGUGCUCCAGCGCCCUGGCCAGCCAGUUCCAAGAGCACUGCCCGGACAUUGAGCGCCAGGAAGCCGAGCUCCACAAACUCAGCCACCGAUUCGGCAACCUCAGCAAGCAGAUUGAUCACAGAUCUCAGGUGCUAGAGAAGGCAAAACUGGCCUAUUCCAACUACCGGAGCGGCUAUGACAACCUGAGCCAGUUCCUUCGUAAUGUGCCGAGCUAUGAGCCUCAAGAAACGGACAACAUCAGUCAAGUGGAAACCAAGCUGAAGAACCAAAGGUCCCUUCUGGGAGACAUUGCAAGCAAGGAUCAAGAGGUCCAGAAAGUCUCCGCUGAGGCUCAGCAUUAUCAGCAGGCGGUGAAGGACUACGAACUAGAAGCGGAGAAGCUGAGAUCCAUCCUGGACCUGGAAAGCGGCCGCAAUGGCUUCUUGAGCAAGAGACCCAGACUCCAGUCUCCGGCGGCAAAAGUGAAAGAAGAGGAAGCUGUCCUGGCUGCAAAGUUCACCGAGGUGCACGCUAUCAACAGACAAAGGCUGCAAAACCUGGAAUUCGCCCAGAGUCUCCUGAGACAACAGCCGGAGAUCCACGUGAUGCAGGAGUCCACUCAGACCAGCAAGUCACAGAGGCCGCUGGAAGAAAUCUGGAAGCUAAAGAAGGAGCUGGACGAUGAGAGCCAAUGCAGACAACAGCUGGAAGCCGAGAUCAAGGUCAUCCAGGAGAACAUCCGCCUCCUGCAGAACCAGAAACCUCAGGAGACGGUGGUCAAGAAGGAACUGGUGAAGAAAGUGCCUGACCCGCAGCUGGACGAAAGCUUCCACAAGUUGCAGCAGAACUUGGCAGAGGAGGAACGCAAGAACCAGGAGCUGCAGGAGGAACUGGAGGCCCUGAAGCUCAAGCUGAGAGUUCUGGAGCACGAGCGGAGAGAAGGUGGGCAGGAGUACGUGGUCAAGGAGGUCCUGCGGAUUGAGCCGGAUAAGAGGCAGGCCGAGCAAAUCCUGAAGCUGAAAGAAGAACUGGACGACCUCAAGAGGCAGGAAGGGAGCCGGGAGAACGAAAUGGUCCUCUUGCGCCGACAGAUCGCCGCUCUUUCCAGUGAGAAGUCGAAGGAGCAGGAGAAGGUGACCGAAAGGGAAGUGCUAAAGCUGCAGAACGACCCCAAGCUUGAGAUGGAAUAUCAGCAGCUGCAGGAGAACAAGCAGAGGGAGAGCGCCCUGAGGCAGCAGCAAGAGGAAGAGCUCAGCUUCUUGCAAGCCAAGCUGAAGCGGCUGGAGAAAGAACGGGCCAUGGCUGAGGGCAAGAUCACCGUGAAGGAGGUGCUGAAAGUGGAGAAGGACCUGGCUACGGAACGGGAAGUGAACGAGCUGCGGCGCCAGUAUGAAGAGGAGAAGGCCAAAGGGCGCUCUAAUGAGAGAGAGAAAGCUGACCUGCUCAGGAAGAUCCAGGCCCUGGAAGAGGAGAAGGCCAAAGUGGUUGUCCAGGAGAAGGUCCGGGAGAUUGUUCGACCAGACCCCCAGGCUGAAAACGAAGUGGCCAACCUCCGCCUGCAGCUGGUGGACCAGGAGAGGAGAUACCAAGGCGGGGAAGAGCAGCUGAAGACCUGCCAGAAUGAGCUGGCUGUCCUGAGGAACAGGGGGCCGCAGGUGGAAGUGCAAGAGAUCCUCAAGGAAGUGAUCAAGUACAAGACCGACCCAGAGACCGAGAUGGAGCUGCAGCUGCUCAGGGAUGAGAUCAUGGACAGGACCAGAGCAAUCGAGAGAGCGGAUCUGGAGAUCUAUCAGCUGAAGCAGGAAAUCCAGACGCUGAAAAAUGCCGAGCCUCAGGUCCAGACCAAGGAAGUGGUGCAGGAGGUGGUGCAGUACCGCGAAGAUCCCCAGACCAGAGAAGAGGUGGAGUCCCUGAGAGCUCAGCUGGCCGAAGAGCAGAAGAAGCACAUGGACCUGGAGAGGGAGAGGCAGCUGCAGGAGGAGAAGAUCCGGCAGAAGGAGGAGGAGCUCUUGCAAGUGAGGGAGAAGGUGGUGCAGCAGGAAGUGGUGAAGCUGGAACAGGACCCUGCCUUGAAGGCAGAGGUCAGCUCCUUCUCGCAGAGCAUCGAGAACGAGCUGCAGCAGAUCGACUCGCUUCGGAAUGAGAUGCGCAAGCUGCAACGGCGGAGGUCAGAGCUGGAGCGCCAGCUGGCUGAGCUGGAGAAAGAGAGGCAGGCCCGCCGGGAGGCGGAGCUGGAGGUACAGCGGCUGAGGAUGAGGCUGAGCGACCUGGAGCAGCAGGAGAAGGAGACGAUGGAAAGAGUUACCGUGAAGCAGAAAGUGAUCCUUCAGCAGGAUCCGCAGCAGGAGAAAGAGCACGCUCUGCUAAAGCUGGAAUUGGAGGAGGAAAAACACCGGAGGCAAGUCCUGCAGGCUGAGCUGGAAGCCCAGCGGAAGAAACUGCAGUCUCUGGAGAAGAUGGAGGUCAAGGAGAAAGUGGUCUUCUCAGAGAGUGUCCAGGUGGAGAAAGGAGACACCGAAUAUGAGAUUCAGAAGUUGAAGAACAGCCUGGAGGAAGAAAGCCGGAGGAAGAUGGAACUGGAUGCAGAUAUCAAUAGGCUGGAGGCCAAACUAUCCGAAGUGGAGUUCAACAACUCCAAGUCUUCCAAGGAGCUGGACUUUUUGAGGGAAGAAAACCACAAGCUUCAUCUAGAGAAGCAGAACCUCUUGCUGGAGAUGAGAAGGCUGCAGUCAGAAAUCGAACUCACUGUCACAGAAGCCCAGGAUUUGAGGAACAUGUCGCAGGUGGACAGCAGAGUGAACCUGGACUCCCGGUUUCAAACUCUGGAGAGGGAGCUGGAAGAUCUCAAGAGGUUAUCUCGAGAAAAGGACGAUGAGAUUGAACACCUUCAAACCCGCCUCCAGACAGUGGCCAUCAAGAGAGAGCAGAGAGAGAAUCACUUGAGGCGUUCCAUCGUGGUCAUCGAUCCAGACACCGGGAAAGAAAUGUCUCCAGAAGAAGCUCACAGAUUCGGGCUUAUUGAGUGGAGCUUGUACGUCAAGUUGAAGAGUCAAGAAUGCGACUGGGAGGAGAUCUCAAUGAAAGGGCCCAACGGAGAAUCUUCGGUCAUCCUUGACAGAAAGUCGGGGAGGAAGUUCUCCAUUGAAGAUGCCCUGAAGAGCGGUAGGUUGACCACAGCUCAGUAUGACAGUUACAUCAACAAGCAAAUGUCUAUCCAAGAGCUGGCUGUUUUGGUGUCUGGACAAAAAUAGCUGCUUCAGCCUCAGAGAGGGGAUUUAAAAA